Molecule: messenger RNA, 3526 nt
Organism: Physcomitrium patens
Lineage: Eukaryota; Viridiplantae; Streptophyta; Bryopsida; Funariales; Funariaceae
Biological process (GO): tRNA 5'-leader removal
Cellular component (GO): mitochondrion
Molecular function (GO): protein binding; ribonuclease P activity
Source: RefSeq, a predicted model, not a curated record
UGGAAAAUUUGGGUGAUGGGUUUACAGAGCGAGCUCGGUAGAGCACUGUAUGCAACAGCAGCAGAGUUGGAAACCUUAUCUGGAUCCCUCACAUCCGGUUCCCGCGAGAACGGGGCCUUUUUCCGGGAGUUCGAGUGGGGUGGGAACUUCGUCUCUUUCCUGAGAUUUUAUGGUUUGUGGGAGAUAUUCGUGUCUCACUGUGUCUCAUUGUUGUGCUGCAGCCCAGGAUUGGGGCUAUGGUGCAUGGAGCUUGCUUUGAUGGGUCCCGUGCCCAGCUACCGCUUGCUGCACUCUCUGUUCUUGCCUCCUCUCCCCUACCCUUCCACCAUAUGCCUCACAGCUCGAAGAGCUAGCAAAUGCACUCCCAUUUGGAGAGCUUCGUCUGUGGUGGAGAUAUGUGGACGACCAUGUGACCAGGGCUACUUGGCCGUGCCUGGACGCGUAGGGAUGUUUAGCGUCCGUUGUGGGAUGCGAUUUUACGGUGGUUUUGGCCGCGGGCCUGUGGGGGAUGUAGCCCGGAGUGGAGUCACGUGCAUUAGAAACUCCAGGACAGAUCAUGGUGUUGUUGGCAGCUCCUGGACCAAAGAAAGUGAUGGUUCCGCUUCAGUCAAGGGCGCUGGUAUGGAGCAAGAGAGGACUGAUAGAAGAUCUUCGCCCUCGAAAUCUGCUGGAAAUGUGAACAAUAACACAGAGGACAACAAGGACUCAAGCCACAGGACUAAGCAAAACUUUGGCAAGCCCAGGUCCAAAUUCGAUGCUCCCAGGUCCAGGCCGGAGCAUAGCGGUCGAGCGCAGCAUUCAAGCAGCCGUUCGUACAAUUCUAGUAGUCGAGCAAAAUCGUCUGAGCGGGUGCAGGGUACAGAUGGAAGAGAUGUGCGUAUUGAUAGUAAAACAAGUAUGGCUCAGAAUGGCAAAAAUCAUGGAACACCUGAUUCCAGUUAUGCAAAGGGUGGCAAGCAGCCCCGGGCUAAGAAUAAACAAUAUGCACCUGAGCAGGACCUUCGCAGAGCGCUUGAUAUGUGCUCAAAACAUGCAGAUGUGAAGCAGGCAUUAGAGAUUUACGACAAAACCUGCAAGGAAGGCAAAAUAGCUUUUAAUCAAUAUAACUACAACAUUAUACUAUACCUGUGUUCCUCAGCUGCAACUGAUUCGUUGAAGCCGCAGAAAAGUGGCAACGAAAGACGAGGGAGUGAGCAGGUGAAUCACAAUCGCGGUCCCCUUGAUCUUAGCGGCAUAGUCGAAUCCAAGAAUGAGGCACUUACUGAGCCAAAGAAAUUGGAGGAAGAGCAAAGGAUUUUAUACAUGAAACGAGGGUUUGAGGUUUAUGAAGCGAUGAAAUCUCAAGGUGUGCCUCCAAACGAAGCCACGUUUACUGCCGUAGCUCGACUUGCUGUCGCCAAGGAGGAUGGAGAUCUUGCCUUUGAUAUGGUCAAGCAGAUGGCAGAAGCUAAUCUGUCUCCCCGCUUAAGGUCAUAUGCCCCAGCUUUAUACACCUAUUGCAAAUUGAAGAAUCAUAAGAAGGCUUUCGAGGUUGACGACCACAUGAAAAAAAGUGGUGUCGCUCUAGAAGAAAGUGAACUAGAAGCAUUGUUGAAGGUAAGUGUAGGUGCAGGGCUUGAGGACAAAGUGUACUCUCUCCUGCAUCGUUUACGGACAACAGUGAGGGAUGUCUCUCCAUCCGCUGUGGAGGUGAUUCAGCAAUGGUUCACAAGCAGUGCUGCUGCAACUGCUGGCAAAUCAAAUUGGGAACAUCUUCCAGGUCCAGAGUAUGUUAAGAAAGCCACUGAAAGCUGUGGAGGCGGGUGGCAUGGAUUAGGAUGGCUCGGGAGGGGCACUUGGGAAGUUAAGUCCAGUGUUGUUGAUGAUCACGGUGUUUGUCAGGAAUGUGGGGAGCCUUUGGCUACAAUUGACCUUGAUCCACAGGAAACAGAGAUGUUUGCGCAGUCUUUGUCAAGGAUGGCGUGUCAGCGAGAGGCUAAAAACAACGAAUUCAAGAAAUUCCAAGGAUGGCUUGAUCGGCACGGACCCUUUGAUGCUAUUGUGGAUGGAGCUAAUGUGGGUCUUUACAAUUCAAAUACUCCAAAUGGCGGCUUUAAUUUCUACCAGCUGAACAGCGUGGUGACUGGGAUUCAAAAGAGGUUAGGAUUGAAGAGAGAACCACUUAUUUUGUUACAUCACAGACGAACGAAAGGCGGACCAGCAGAUUCUUCAUUUGCUGCAAGGAUGCUUAGUAACUGGAAGGAAAACAACUCCAUUUAUACCACCCCGACUGGGUCCAACGAUGAUUGGUAUUGGCUGUAUGCAGCAGUACGGUUCAGGUGUGUGCUUGUGACAAAUGAUGAGAUGCGAGACCACUUAUUUUCCCUUCUAGGAAAUGAUUUUUUCCCAAAAUGGAAGGAACGCCAUCAGGUUCGUUAUACGAUCAACAGGGAGGGCCUUGUUUUUCAUAUGCCACCGCCAUUCUCUACUGUGAUUCAGGAAUCUCAUAAAGGAUCAUGGCAUGUUCCAAAAAGUGGUAAGAAUGAUGAGGACGUGUUGGUGCCCAGGGAGUGGUUGUGUGUAACACGAACUGGUCACUUGGCUCGUAGUGACACGAAAUCAGAGGAAGAAAUGAUUGCUAGUCCCAACAUCACACGAGAAUCAUCUCUAAGUGAGGUCCAGGCAGAAGCGGCAAUUAAUUCAGAAUUGAAGGGCAUUUCUGUUCCUAGUGAGGGAAUUCAAUCUCCUAAACCACGCAAGUCACGCAAGUCUACUUCCAAAUCAUUAUCCAAGUCUUCUCCUGAGUCUUCCGCUUUUAAAUCAUCAGAGGAUGGAAAACUUGCAGGUAAUAUAGAAAAUGAGGUCGUGCAGCUUGCAACUAAGGUUGAAAAGCUUGCAGGUGAUAUAGAAAAUGAGGUUGUGCAGCUUACAACGAAGGUUGAAAAGCUUGUAAGUGAGGUUCAGGCUCAGACUGAGACUAUUUUAGAAUCCAAGGAUGUUACUAUCUCUGGUGAGGAAAUACAAUCUCCUAAACCACGGAAGUCACGCAAGUCUUCUUCCAAAGCAUCGUCUAAGUCCUUAAUACAUCAUCCAUCAGAGACUGGAAUGCUUGAAGAACAGUCUACUGCUCCACAGAAAAGGCGAUCGAUAUCGAAGAAGGCACGUUCACCCAAGUCCGCUUUGUUACAAAAACUUGAAGCGGCAGAUGAGGAUAGCUCUGGAAAGCCCAUAGAUUUUCAAAUUUAAUAUCAUAGCUGAAGUUCAUCAGAGGCAAUCCGUUGUUUCAUUCUGAAAAAUCAGUGGAGCAUUAUACUGCACCAGAUGAUUCUAGAAACGUAACAGCGAUGUGGCUGAAAAGCAUGAAGUUUCGACUUUGGUUUGAAACCUGUGAGAAAGCAUUCAUCUGUAGAAACAAGUUAGGAAGCCGCUAGUAGUGAUGGAAUUUGUAGAAAUCUUUGAAAACAUAUGAUUUUUACAUAAGUGUUGUGGGGUUUGGUCGAGUGUCUUUAAUUUCGAGAGCAUUUUCAAGGCUUUUGAUUUCAUAUUA